AUCUACCACUCUUAUCCUCUCAUUAGAGCCCAGAAACAAAAGUUUGCCUCAUCAAUUACCGAGCUGCACUCUACCACUUUCACAACCCCAUCUCUAUUUGUCAACAUUCUAUUUGUUCUUACUGAGCCAACCGGCGACUUUUUCGUUGCGGCUAAACCAGUUGAACCUCCUUCCCCAAAUCGGGUUAUGACCUUGGUCCGAAUGGGAGCGGAUCGAACAAAGGCACAGUUUGAUAAUCUGGCUGGCAAGAUUGAGAGGUCUUGGAACGAGAUUGUGGGCUAUGACGAUAGUCUACAUAUUGAAACUGUUGAAGAUAAAGAGAAGAAGCUACAUAUCGUGAGUUUUGUUGCUAUUAUUACUGGUAGGGAGAAUGGGGUUUACCUUCACAAUACUGGUCAAGAGAAGACAUGGCUAAAGGAUAAUAUGGCAUACUUCAAAGAGAGGGAAGAGGUUUGUAGGGAUGAGAAAUUUGCUGAUAUGUUGGAAGAGAUAAAACACCGCUCAGAUUUAAAUGCUGCAUUAUAA
Molecule: messenger RNA, 525 nt
Organism: Trichoderma harzianum CBS 226.95
Lineage: Eukaryota; Fungi; Ascomycota; Sordariomycetes; Hypocreales; Hypocreaceae
Exons: 2
Source: RefSeq, a predicted model, not a curated record